Haemonchus placei is the source of this 747-nucleotide messenger RNA. Lineage: Eukaryota; Metazoa; Nematoda; Chromadorea; Rhabditida; Trichostrongylidae. The record is from the annotation of a GenBank genome assembly.
AUGGGGACCGAAAUACUUCCUGACGUCUGUUAUUCACCGUCACCGUCGAAUUUCGACCGUCCCUUUCGCAUUCACGUGCAAGACCGAACAUUCCUCAUCGAUGCCGAGUGUAUGCGAAAGAUCUCUCCGGUAUUUUCCGUGAUGUGCUAUGGUAAGGACUUCGAAAAGGGACGUGAAUUGUCUCGGGAAAUCGUUGACGAGAAAUGCGCUGACAUCGACGUUUUUCUGAGAGCUGUUCAUGAUCCAGGAAUCAUCAAUGUAUCGAACUUUUCUGUGAUUCUGCGUCUCUCGCACAAGUACCAAGUGCUGCCGUUGAUCGAAGCAUGCCAGGAUUUAAUCAAGAGAUCAGAUCUCUAUGAUCUGAAACCAGACGAGGUGAUGACAUUGCUGAUUACUGCCUAUGAUUUCCACUGUAAACGUGAGAUCCUGGUAAAGCUGAUACAUCGUUUAGCCUCUGAAGGAAAUGCGGUUUUUGCUCGUUUGAAAAUCAGCAGAUUUCUACCAGCACAGCUGUACGGAGCGGUGAUCUCAACAUCACUGAAUAUCGCCCAGUUGCGUGAAUAUGAAGGAAUGAAUGGGCAUUGCCUAAAGAUGGAAAGGUCAAAGAUCAGAUGGCGGAAUUCGGUUUGUGAACAGUGCAAAGCGAUAUGUGACCGAUGUGCCACAUGCGAUGAGUGUAAAAAGGUACGUGACUACGGAAAACUGACUACCGUAAUUCAAAUAAACAGCUUUGUUCUAACAGUCUAA